AUGGCCCAUCGUUACGAUGAAAAUAUGAGCUUUUUGGAGAGAUAUUUAAAUGUGGUGCUGUGUGUGCUUGCCACAGUGUUUCAUGAUUACGAAUUUAUGCCAAUGAACAAGAAAUAUUAUCAAUCUCGUUUUCCAAAUGCCACUAAAACUGUGGAACAGGUGCAAAAGAAUAUAUCAUUGGUUCUAUUGAAUGAUCAUCACACCAUAAGUACACCCAAGCCGUACGUACCAAAUAUGAUUGAAGUUGCCGGGUUACAUAUUCCCGAGGUAGCUGAACCCUUGCCCAUAGACAUUCUGACAAUGCUUCAAACCCAAGGAGGUUUCAUAUAUGUUGCCUUGGCCGAACAUUUCCCAGAUAAUGUGAUGCAGAUUGUUUUGAAUCAAUUUGGCAUGAUAAAACUCAUGAUAUUAUGGAAUACCCCCCAAUAUCCAUCCGCAGUAUUGCGCGUACCCGGCAAUGUAUAUUUCUUUAGGAAUUUAUCGCACGACGGUAUUCUCAGCCAUCCAAAUUGUAAAUUACUUAUAUCUCACGGUAGUUACUUAAGUGUUGUCGAAAGUAUUCACUAUGGCAUACCGAUUUUGGGCCUAAAAAGUUCUCACAUUGCAACUGGUGAAAUGUUUAAUUUUGUGGAAAAAAUCCGUACUGGAAUUUCAUUGAAAAUUUCAGCAAAAUCAUUGCAUGACCAAGAAAUCUAUAAGGCCAUAGUUGAACUUGUGGAAAAUGAAAAAUAUAUGAAAUUGGCAAAACUAAAAUCAUUUCAAUUCCGUGACAGAUAG
Molecule: messenger RNA, 777 nt
Organism: Musca vetustissima
Lineage: Eukaryota; Metazoa; Arthropoda; Insecta; Diptera; Muscidae
Product: UDP-glycosyltransferase UGT4-like
Exons: 1
Coding region: 1-777 (258 amino acids)
Molecular function (GO): UDP-glycosyltransferase activity
Source: RefSeq, a predicted model, not a curated record